UCUCUUCUCCCUUCCCGUCAUUCUCUUCUGCCCCCUCUCAGUUCUGGGAGGUGAUCAGCGAUGAGCAUGGCAUUGACCCCACUGGCACAUACCAUGGCGACAGUGACCUGCAGCUGGACCGGAUCAACGUGUACUAUAACGAAGCCUCAGGUGGAAAGUAUGUGCCCAGAGCCAUCCUGGUCGACCUGGAGCCUGGCACCAUGGAUUCCGUCAGGUCCGGACCCUUUGGGCAGAUCUUCAGACCCGACAACUUUGUGUUUGGUCAAAGUGGUGCCGGAAAUAACUGGGCCAAAGGCCACUACACAGAGGGUGCUGAGCUGGUGGACUCCGUGCUGGACGUGGUGAGGAAGGAGGCCGAGAGCUGCGACUGCCUUCAGGGCUUCCAGCUCACACACUCCCUGGGAGGCGGCACCGGCUCUGGCAUGGGCACCCUGCUCAUCAGCAAGAUCCGCGAGGAGUACCCCGACCGCAUCAUGAACACCUUCAGUGUGGUGCCUUCUCCUAAGGUGUCAGACACUGUGGUGGAGCCCUACAACGCUACCCUGUCCGUCCACCAGCUAGUGGAGAACACCGAUGAGACCUUCUGCAUCGACAACGAGGCGCUUUACGACAUCUGCUUCCGCACACUCAAGCUGAGCACGCCCACGUACGGUGACCUCAACCACUUGGUCUCGGCCACCAUGAGCGGAGUCACCACCUGCCUGCGCUUCCCUGGCCAGCUCAACGCCGACCUCCGCAAGCUGGCCGUCAACAUGGUGCCAUUCCCCCGUCUGCACUUCUUCAUGCCAGGCUUCGCCCCGCUCACCAGCAGAGGGAGCCAGCAGUACCGCGCCCUCACCGUGCCUGAGCUGACCCAGCAGGUGUUCGACGCCAAGAACAUGAUGGCCGCCUGCGACCCACGCCACGGACGCUACCUCACUGUGGCCGCAAUCUUCCGCGGGCGCAUGUCCAUGAAGGAGGUGGACGAGCAGAUGCUCAAUGUCCAGAACAAGAACAGCAGCUACUUUGUGGAAUGGAUCCCCAACAAUGUGAAGACCGCCGUGUGCGAUAUCCCACCUCGAGGCCUCAAGAUGGCCGUCACCUUCAUCGGCAACAGCACCGCCAUCCAGGAGCUCUUCAAACGCAUCUCCGAGCAGUUCACCGCCAUGUUCCGCCGCAAGGCUUUCCUGCAUUGGUACACGGGCGAGGGCAUGGACGAGAUGGAGUUCACCGAGGCGGAGAGCAACAUGAACGACCUGGUGUCCGAGUACCAGCAGUACCAGGACGCCACUGCAGAGGAGGAGGGCGAGUUUGAGGAGGAUGUGGAGGAGGAUGCCUAGACGUAUUACAAAAUAAUACAUAAAAUGGGGUGGGAAGGUGGGAAGGGGGGAAGGAAGACGAGACAAAAGAAAAUAAGAGAGAAAAGGAAAAAGACGUCAGAAUUGGUUUAAAUUAUUUGGGAAAAUUGAACUGAAUUGAUGUGAGCCAAAAAUGCCAACCUUAGUUUUGGACGAGAGCAACGAAUGACACUAGAAUGUGAUCAAGAACGUUUGAAUGAAUGUAAGAUGGAAAUAGGUAAAGAACAGAGAAAAGUGCAAAACUCAAGACCAGAAUAAAAGAUGGCUCUGUGUAAUCACCCUGUGUAACUAAUGCCUGUAUUUGAACAAAGGAUUGUAGGGAGAGAGACAGAAGAGAAGAAAGAAAUGUCAUUAACCUCCAUUUUAUUACUCCUGUGGUUCUUAUGCUUUUUAACUUUUUUUUUUUUUACCUUUUUGCUUUUUCUAUAUUUCUAAAUGUACUAUCAGUGACUUAGUAUGAAGGUCAGAGGUGAUGGUCAGUCAGGCCAUCCCAUCACCUCAUAUAUCCCUGGACCUUGGGUCCAAUAACAUCUCAGCACACCAACAAACAUGAACAUGACACUGAGAUUUACAAAGGGCCGGAAGGAGGGCUGCCGCCAUUGGCGGUAUUAAACAGCACAAGAACUGAUAUAGAAAGCCAUCAAAAUAUAAGCCAGAGCCUUGAUAAUGGACUUGAACCAAAGAAGCCGUUCAAGGACGAUGGAGGUUGUGCUGAGUCAUAACGAGGUUGUCAGAUGUUCUCUGAGUUUUUGCAAAGUGCCCUGUCUGACUCGGACGCCAGCCAACGUCUGGAGCCAUAGUGCACCUUGGCACAGUGAAACUGACAACCAUAAAAACAGUCCUGCGGCUUGUCUUUGUAUAGUCUGCAAUAACAUCCUGUCAAAUGAGAAUAAUAAGUAAGGUAACUAUAAAUGGUUCAACUACCAAAAAUAAAUCAUGGAUUUGUGUGCAGGGAAAGGGUUAUAUGGUUACACCACAAAGUUGUGAUGUGGUGAGCAUGUACUUCAUGUACCUGUCAAAGUCGAACUCACCAGAAGCACCUUGCUCUUGAUAGUGCAGAAAUGUCAAACCUAUUUCUCUCUUUCUGUUUUUUUCUUCUUUUAAAAAUUAAAAAAUAUCUGUUUACAUUCUUUGAAAACUCAUGUGAAAGGAACACAAAUAAAAAAAACCUUUUUAUAAAAA
Molecule: messenger RNA, 2519 nt
Organism: Clupea harengus (Atlantic herring)
Lineage: Eukaryota; Metazoa; Chordata; Actinopteri; Clupeiformes; Clupeidae
Product: tubulin beta chain-like
Exons: 3
Coding region: 201-1319 (372 amino acids)
Biological process (GO): microtubule-based process
Cellular component (GO): microtubule
Molecular function (GO): GTP binding; GTPase activity; structural constituent of cytoskeleton
Source: RefSeq, a predicted model, not a curated record